UUGACAACCACAGUCGCAAGUCGCAACUCACACUAACCUACCCUAUUCACACUCACUGAGAAAACUCACUCAGGCGAAAUCAAUGGCGGCGGCCUAUUCUUGCCACCUCUCCUCCGUCUCCUCACCGGACAUAGUUUCUCUCUCUUCAUCCUCGUCUAUUUCACGCGCCGCUCUAAACCUCCGUGGAUUCUCCACCGUGUCUCUGGCCGCACCUGCAAUCCGUCGACGAAUCUCGUGCCAAACUGUCUCUUCCGCGCCGCCCUCGUCUCCUGCUAAUCUUAAAGCACAAGCAGGUCUGAAGGAUUUUCUUAACAUCCGUGAUUUUGACAAGGACACGAUUUUAAAGAUCUUAGAUCGAGCAAAAGAUGUCAAAGCAUUAAUUAAAUCGGGAGAGAGAACAUAUCUCCCAUUUAAAGGGAAAACUAUGGCAAUGAUAUUUGCCAAGCCAUCUAUGAGGACAAGAGUUUCAUUUGAGACUGGAUUUCAUUUGCUCGGAGGGCAUGCCCUAUACCUAGGACCCGAUGAUAUCCAGAUGGGUAAGCGGGAGGAAACUCGUGACGUUGCUCGUGUUCUUUCUGGCUAUAAUGAUAUCAUUAUGGCACGGGUUUUUGCUCAUCAGGACAUUCUCGAUCUUGCUAAGUAUGCAUCUGUUCCCGUGAUCAACGGCUUGACAGACUUCAACCAUCCCUGUCAGAUUAUGGCCGACGCUCUGACAAUCAUUGAACACGUUGGUCAACUGGAGGGGACAAAGGUUGUGUACGUUGGAGAUGGUAACAAUAUUGUGCAUUCGUGGCUGAUGUUGGCAUCCGUCAUUCCUUUCCACUUCGUUUGCGCGUGCCCUAGAGGUUUUGAACCGGACGCAAGGACAGCUAAGAAUGCAAUUAAGGCUGGAGUGAGCAAAAUAGAAAUAACUAUUGAUCCAAAAGAAGCCGUAAAAGGAGCCGACGUUGUCUAUUCAGAUGUUUGGGCUAGCAUGGGGCAGAAAGAAGAAGCUGAGUACCGCCGUAAAGUUUUUCAAGGAUUCCAGGUGGACGAGGAGCUGAUGAAAUUGGCGGGUCCCAAAGCGUACUUUAUGCAUUGUUUGCCUGCCGAGAGAGGUGUGGAGGUUACUGAUGGCGUUAUAGAAGCCCCGAAUUCCAUUGUCUUCCCCCAAGCUGAAAACCGAAUGCACGCCCAAAAUGCUAUCAUGCUUCACGCCCUUGGAUUGUGAUGGCUGUGUGUUUGCUCGUCUAUGUUUCGAAACUUUUGUUUUUAAUUUGGACCUCGAUUUUCUCUUUUUUUUUUCUACUUGAUGAGCUUAGUAGUGGCACUGCAUCUAUUACAUGCUUUCACUUUCUAUGAGUUUUCAGAUUAUAUAUUCGGUAUUCGAAUAAAUAUCGAUCCGAUGUAGUGUACGAUAUAUCGUGUUGCUAUCUGUUUCGUUUAUCUGCAUUAUUUUGAUUGUUU
Messenger RNA from Erythranthe guttata (spotted monkey flower), 1446 nucleotides. It is a transcript of the gene OTC, whose product is annotated as ornithine carbamoyltransferase. The record is from RefSeq and is a predicted model, not a curated record. Gene Ontology annotation, biological process: L-citrulline biosynthetic process. NCBI's taxonomy places the organism in Eukaryota, Viridiplantae, Streptophyta, Magnoliopsida, Lamiales, Phrymaceae. Gene Ontology annotation, molecular function: ornithine carbamoyltransferase activity; amino acid binding. Gene Ontology annotation, cellular component: intracellular membrane-bounded organelle.